Exaiptasia diaphana is the source of this 1991-nucleotide messenger RNA. Its product is annotated as E3 ubiquitin-protein ligase DZIP3. The transcript is spliced from 3 exons. NCBI's taxonomy places the organism in Eukaryota, Metazoa, Cnidaria, Anthozoa, Actiniaria, Aiptasiidae. The coding region runs from base 1101 to 1991 and encodes 296 amino acids. The record is from RefSeq and is a predicted model, not a curated record.
CCUAAGAUUCUAACGUGUGCCUUCCUAAAAAUUCCAAAAUUUUCGAGAAAAUCUGCGUGCUCAACUCAUCAGUACAUACCAAGCCUUGGCCUUUAUUGAUCUACUGAACUUACGUAUAAAUUGUGUUACAUCAAGUUUCGAACGAGCUCACUUAAUAAGCUCUUAAACUAGGCACAUUUGUCAUAGAAAUGCCGCAUAGUAGAAGAGACCUAGGAUACACUAUAUGCUUAUAUCUAUAAAGGUUAUUUACAGUUUGCACGAUCAAUAUAAGGGUCGUGGUCUCAAGUCCCACAUUGGACGAUAAAUGUAACAAUUAAUGGUCUAUUAGAAUCUCGUUUCUUGUUUGAUUGUCGGUAAAGGGUCAACGGCCUGACGUUUAACGCAGCUAAGAUUCCCACAACUACAACUAGCCAUGUUCUAAACGAGCAGGGAACUGGCACUAGUUGUAGGUAGAAAAUAGUGCUUUUCCUCAUGAAUGAAAAAAAAAAACAUGCCCAAAAUAUUCCCCAUGGUACUAUGUUAAUAUACCUUGCUGAAUAAGAAUCAAGUAGAAAAUUCUUCAAAAUGUGAAAAUUAAAACGAAUUUUACUUCUGUAGGGACAGCUGUCGAUUCAGCCAUACAUUCCUAUGUAAAUUUGAAUAUCAAUAGCAGCAUAGCCUUUACUCAUAUAGUCAUCAAAAUGUGUGGAUUUGUGGAUUUUGAUGAGCUGUCUCUCAGUAUGAUGUCCAUUUUAAAAUUGCAUUAAAUUUUUAUGCAAAAAUAAGCUAUGUAGUACACAGGCCCUUGGUCGUUUAGAACAUGGCUAACUCGCACAACUCAAAAGUUACUUUGCCCCACACGCACACGAGACGAAUCGUAAAUAGGCUCCCCCUUCCCCGUGGAGAAUAACCUCGUUACAAGGCAUAACCAUUUUUCGCAGCCGUUAAAUGGGAUGAGGGGGGACCGGGAUUUUGACAAUAUAACGGCUGCGAUAAGACUGAUUACAGUACAGUUAAUGUGACAUAUUUCAUUCCUUAUUCUCGAAUGUGACAGAGCUUAUACAAGCCACAUGAAUUGGAUAGAUAUCAUGUAUCUUUAAGUGUCUUUUAUAUGUAGAUUAAUGGCUACAAGCUCUGGAUCAUCAUUAAGAGAAAACACCAAUUACACCCGACUAUGCAGACUUGUAAUCGACAUUGGAUCAAGAGUGUUGAGAGGAGUCCUUGAUGGCCAUCUACAUCCACCUGCUGAUCUGCAAAGGCACCUCAACUCGCCUGGCAUAAACAGUAUACUGAAAACACUAAGAAGUAAAAGAGUUCUGAAUACACAACAAUGGGAUAAGUUGUACCCACCAGCACCAGGAGUACCAUCGUCGACGACCUUCGACAUAACAUUGCUCUUCCUUCUACUACGGAAUACCUGUGGUUUGACUCCACCUACUACAGGCUGGGAUGCUGCCCCACUACCAACUAAUAAAAGUACAGUGGCUGAUUUGAUUCGAGUAAAACGAUGUCGAAAUGAAAUUAUUUGUCAUAAAAGUGCGGCAGAACUCUCUAAUACUGAUUUUGAAAACCACUGGGCUGAAAUUGGGGCAGCACUGACAAGACUUGGAGGAUUGCAGUAUGGACCAGAGAUCCAGCGUCUGAAAAUCGAGUCAGUUGAUCCAGAAAAUGAAGCCUAUUUGAAUGUUCUUAUUCAGUCAUGGGAAGAAGGCGAGGAUAAAUUAUUGGAUGCCAUUAGAGGAGAAUUCAAUAAACUAAAAAUACAACAUUCUGCAAUAUUCGAAGAAUUCAAAGAAGAAAUAAAGGCUGAAAUUAAAUGUGAGCAACAAGAGUCAUUUUGCACUUUGCCUCAAAAGCCAUCUCACGAUGUUGUCCACCGUCAUGACGAAGUUUCGAUGACACUUGACGAGAUACGUCGACUAAAAGCAAUGAUAUGUUUGGAGAUAGAGAGAGAGAGAGAAAGAUGUGGCCGACUUUCCAGAUUUCGCAGACCAAUUCAUGAUCUGAAUUGA